GUAAUCUACACUUUACUAUACCAUUAUGGAAAACAGAGAAGCUUGUUAAAAAUAAAUAUCCAUAAAUCCAUUGUUUAAUAGACAAGAGUGUAGUUUGUGGUUUGAAGCAAGAAUUUUAAAAUCUAAAAAUGACAGAUAACACAGCAAAAGUCCACUUUAGAGUGAUAAGAUUCAUUCAUGAAGCAGGUUUAAGACUACGUUUAAAGUCAGUGCCACUUGCCACAGCUUGUAUUGUUUAUCACAGAUUUUUCAAAGAAUAUACUUUACAACAAUACGAUCCUUAUUUGAUAGCCUCUACAACAUUAUACAUAGCAGGAAAAGUAGAGGAGAAUCAAGUCACUCUUAGAGAUGUAGUCAAUGUUUGUUAUAGAACUUUACACAGAAGUAAGCCUCCAUUAGAAAUGGGGGACAUGUUCUUUGCAUUGAAGGAGACUAUAGCUAAGUGUGAACUAUUUGUCCUGAGAGCAUUACAGUUUAGAGUUGUCUACAACCAUCCACAUAGGUAUCUUCUUCACUAUCUGACAUUUAUAAAAGAGUGGAUGGAACCCUACAAGUGGGAUGAACUACCCCUAGCAAGAACUUCAUGGGCGUUGCUUAGAGACAGUUACCAUAGUACCCUGUGUUUACAAUACAAACCACAACAUAUUGCAGUAGCCAUUUUAUAUAUGACAUUAGAAAGUCAUGGUGCAGACAUACCUUUUGAGGAUACUGCUGUUACACCAUGGUGGAAAGUGUUUGCUGAAGACAUUACAUUAGAUAUAAUCAAACAAAUUGUGGGAGAAUUGAUCAAUACAUAUGACCUAGAAAUGAUAUCUAGCUAAUAAAAAAUAUUAACUUUCA
Messenger RNA from Mytilus trossulus (common blue mussel), 840 nucleotides. Its product is annotated as cyclin-Q-like. The coding region runs from base 129 to 821 and encodes 230 amino acids. The transcript is spliced from 5 exons. Gene Ontology annotation, biological process: regulation of transcription by RNA polymerase II. Gene Ontology annotation, molecular function: cyclin-dependent protein serine/threonine kinase regulator activity. NCBI's taxonomy places the organism in Eukaryota, Metazoa, Mollusca, Bivalvia, Mytilida, Mytilidae. The record is from RefSeq and is a predicted model, not a curated record. Gene Ontology annotation, cellular component: nucleus.